GCGGAAUGAACCAACGUGAAAUACGAAUGAUUUGUAGAAAAAAGAUCAAAGUAAUUAGUUUAUUGUUUAUGUUACAUACCUAAUUAUUUUGUACUAGAAAGCUGCCUAGAGAAAUUUGUUUUUGCCUAUGUUUCAGAUUUUGGUGAAUGCGUUUUAUUAGAUCUUUUGAAAAGUUUAGCGUCCUAGUACACAUGCGUACAAUCAGAAACCUGAAAAAUCUCACGGGUGAUUCUCUUUGAGCAAAGAAUUUCUAAAGAUUCGUAAUUAGAAACUAACUUGAAAAUCAGGUUAUUAUAUUUUUUAGAAACUUGAUACAUUUCAAUCAAAUUAAACGGUAUAAGUUUUUUAAUUUUUCUUAUUUAAUUUAAACUUACGAACAAUAAUAUCAAGAAUGCGGUAUCUAUAAACAUUAUUUACAAGAUCAAAUUGGAGCAAGAAUAAAAAACUAUUGAAGCAUGCCUUUGUUACAGCUUUAAGCGAUUCUUAUGUACAUACAUAAUAUUUACACCAUAAAUGAUAACAGUCGAUAAUGAAAUUGUAAUUAAUAAAGAAAAUAUUUGUUUAGCUUUGAUUAUUUCGUUAUCAGUGAUAACUCUUCUAGAGUAAUUAAAAAGAAAAAACCUCAACACUAUAUAACCUUCAAAGUAUGAGAUCAAAGCAAAUUGUUUCAAAUCAAGAUGUGGUUAAUAUAUUUCCUAUGUGCAAUUGCAUCGGCUUCGUCCCUCGUAACUAUACAAAAACCAAGUUAUGAACCUACUUGGGAAAGUCUAGACACACGUCCGUUACCUAAAUGGUACGACAAAGCAAAAAUUGGAAUUUUCAUACACUGGGGUGUUUUUUCAGUUCCAAGCUUUGGUUCUGAAUGGUUUUGGAUGAGCUGGAAAGCUAGCAACCAAAGCAGAUAUGUUGAUUACAUUAAGAAUUUCUUUCCGCCCGGAUUCACGUACCAAGAAUUCGCAAAAGAAUUUACUUGCGAAUUUUUCGAUCCGGACGAAUGGGCAAAAAUAUUUAAAAACUCUGGUGCAAACUAUGUAGUUUUAACAAGUAAACAUCAUGAAGGAUACACACUUUGGCCUUCUAAAUAUUCUUUCAGCUGGAAUAGCAUGGACAUUGGACCAAAACGUGAUCUCGUUGGCGAUUUAUCGAAUGCAGUGCGUAAACAAGGAAUGCGAUUUGGAUUAUACCAUUCCCUUUACGAAUGGUUUAAUCCCAUGUAUGUGGAUGAUAGAAGAUCAAACUUCACGAGAAAGACUUUUGUAGACCGGAAGAUUAUACCGGAAAUGAAAGAACUUAUAGAGAAAUACAGACCUGAUGUUUUAUGGUCGGACGGUGAUUGGGAGGCUUAUGACGACUAUUGGAAAUCUACAGAGUUUCUAGCCUGGGUUUACAAUGAAAGUCCCGUGCAAGACACGAUUGUUGUUAACGAUCGAUGGGGAAUAGAUAUUCCUUGCAAGCACGGAGACUUUUUCACGUGCCAAGAUAGAUUCAAUCCAGGUGUUCUACAGAAACACAAAUGGGAGAAUGCCAUGACUAUUGAUAAAGAAUCUUGGGGUUUUCGGAGAAACGCAAAAUUAAGCGACUACCUAACUACUCACCAACUAAUUACUACUUUGAUUGAGACAGUUAGUUGUGGAGGAAAUAUAUUAAUUAACGUUGGUCCUACAAAGGAGGGCAUAAUUACUCCAAUUUUCCAAGAAAGAUUACGUGAUCUUGGUAUAUGGUUGAAAGUUAAUGGUUUAGCUAUUUACAAUACUACUCCAUGGAAGUAUCAAAAUGAUACAAUUGGUCAAACUUGGUAUACUACUUCAACGGACAGCGUAUAUGCAACAACUUUAGUUUGGCCAAAGGGAGGAAUCCUAAAAUUAACCAAAGUUAAGACUUCGUUUGCUAAGCUAAAAUCGUUUUCCAGCGUUAAAUUAUUGGGUUACGAAAAGGAAUUAACGGUCAAAGUUAUUGCAGAUGAAGUUCAUGUGCUUUUACCAAGCAAAGACCUAGUUAAAACAGACUGGGCAUGGGUUGUUAGGUUUAAAUACAACGAAUUAAUCACUGAAUAUAUUUAAUAAAUGUUCUUUUACUUUUAACAUUAUAUAAGCGGAAUAUAUAUAAAAAUGUA
Molecule: messenger RNA, 2113 nt
Organism: Nicrophorus vespilloides
Lineage: Eukaryota; Metazoa; Arthropoda; Insecta; Coleoptera; Silphidae
Product: alpha-L-fucosidase
Exons: 6
Coding region: 678-2060 (460 amino acids)
Biological process (GO): glycoside catabolic process; fucose metabolic process
Cellular component (GO): lysosome
Molecular function (GO): alpha-L-fucosidase activity
Source: RefSeq, a predicted model, not a curated record